AUGGUGGAAGGUGUUCUGUGCAACAAGCAGGACAGAGGGCAGGAAGGCCGCAAGAGCGAGGUGAGAGGAGGCACGGUGUGCAGUGGAUCAGGCACUUGCCUUGGUGGUUUCAGUUAUAACGGACAGUACAUCAAGAAUUUUACCUGUCAUCCUUUAAAAGAAGUUCAGACUCAGGACAAUUCCUUCAGGAAGAAGACAGGUGAUGCUGGAGGUGUGAUCUGUAGAUUAUGCAACCUUUCAGUCCCUUUUCAUGGAUGUCUUAUAGACUUGGGAACCUGCAGAACGAAACCUGGUCAGUAUUGUAUAGAAGAGAUGCACACUAAAGGUGGCAUUCAGUGGUACUCAAUUAAAGGCUGCACAGAAAGUCAAGAGGAAUGCUUCAAAAGAAUUGUGAAAACUUAUGAAAUCCUCUCGACUCACUGCUGCCAUCGUCCUUUGUGCAAUUUCUGA
This is a messenger RNA of Choloepus didactylus (southern two-toed sloth), 450 nucleotides long. It is a transcript of the gene C10H9orf57, whose product is annotated as chromosome 10 C9orf57 homolog. The transcript has 5 exons. NCBI's taxonomy places the organism in Eukaryota, Metazoa, Chordata, Mammalia, Pilosa, Megalonychidae. The record is from RefSeq and is a predicted model, not a curated record. Bases 1 to 450 code for a protein of 149 amino acids.